AUGGAGGCCUCCGAAGAGAAUUACUAUGAGCUGCUGGGGCUGGAAAUCACAGCUUCAGCAAAAGACAUUAGAAAUGCAUACCGUAGAAAGGCCUUAAAAUAUCAUCCUGACAAAAAUCCUAGUCCUGAUGCAGCCAUUAUGUUUGAUAAAUUGAGCAAAGCACAGGAGUUACUGCUGGAUCCAUCUAAGCGAAGUGAUUAUGAUCAACGGCACAGAGCUCGACUAGAAAGACAGAAAAAGAAGCAGGAAAUGGAUUCUAAAAGACGCCACGCGCAAGAAGAAUUAGAGAAAAGAGAAAGAGAAGCGAAAAAGAUGAAAACAGAGCAAGAACAAGCAAAAGCACAAUAUGAAUCUGAAUUAGCACGCCUACGUGAAGAAGGAGCUAAGCGAAGACAAGAAGAUUGGAGUACGGAGACGAAACCCGAGGUUACAGAACUAUCAGGAGAAAAUGAAUUAGGAGCACUCAAAAUCAAAUGGAAACGGAAGAGAUACAAUUUUACCGAACAGGAUUUAAGGGACAUAUUCAAUCCGAUUGCUGAAGUGGAUUCACUUGCUCUAUCAGAAAAAAAAAAAGGAAGCGCCAUACUUAUUUUGAAAACUGUCGUAGAUGCAUAUGGAAUCAUUACAAAGAAAGAUACACAUCCCUCCUUAGCACCAUUUGAGAGCAUUAAUUGGGCUACAGGUCGACCACCCUCACUUGUGGAAAAGAUGAUAAGAGCGGAAGAAAUGCAAAAAGAAGCAAGAGCUGCAAUAUAUGGUACAACCAGUAGAACACCCUCUUCAGCCGAAAGCAAACCGUUAUUCGCAACCGGCUCACAAUCAUUUUUUAAGAACUUCAGUAUACCCAUCAAUAAAGUAAGCCCGUAA
This is a messenger RNA of Mycotypha africana, 867 nucleotides long. RefSeq lists its product as uncharacterized. The transcript has 4 exons. Bases 1 to 867 code for a protein of 288 amino acids. The record is from RefSeq and is a predicted model, not a curated record. Gene Ontology annotation, cellular component: spliceosomal complex. Gene Ontology annotation, biological process: spliceosomal complex disassembly. Lineage: Eukaryota; Fungi; Mucoromycota; Mucoromycetes; Mucorales; Mycotyphaceae.